Molecule: messenger RNA, 3687 nt
Organism: Clunio marinus
Lineage: Eukaryota; Metazoa; Arthropoda; Insecta; Diptera; Chironomidae
Source: the annotation of a GenBank genome assembly
GAAAAAUUUGUUGACAGCAACACAAAAUUUUUAUUUCUUUGCAAAAAUUAAAUCAAAUUAGAGUUAGACAUGUCAAAUAAAAAGAAAACAACACCAAAACCUUCUCCAAAGAACACUUUGUUCAGUUAUUUCACGAAGAAUCCUCCGAAAACACCUGUAAAUAUUGAAAGUGAGGAAUUGAAAGAAAGUUCGCUGAAAGUCGAAGAAGAAACCCCAAAAGUUCUGAAAGGAAAGAAAUUAGAGUUUGGCAAGCGUUCAUCACUUCAAGAUUCCAGCGAUGAAGAAGAAAUCAACAAAAAUCCUUCUAAGAAACGUCGCAUUGUUGAUUCCUCUGAGGAUGAGGAUCAAGACACUGAAAAUACCGACUUAAAUAAAUCCAGUUCAGAUGAUGUAAAGAAAACAAUUAAAAGAUCUUUCACUGAAUGUCAAACUGAAAGCAAAUUUCCAACUCCAAAAGUUUCUAAAAAGACCGAAACAUGUAAAAAAGAUUCCGAACCAGCUACUGCCGAAAAAGACGCACUUUUGAUGGUUGAUAACUUAAACAAAGUGUGGGUGCACGAAGAACUUCCCUUUUUGCAGCCUGAUAAGAUUCGCGAUAAAAAUAAGAAUCGUCCAAAUCAUCCUGAUUAUGAUCCAAGAACUGUUUAUGUACCUCAAGAUUUCAUUGAAAAGCAGACACCAGCAAUGGCUCAAUGGUGGACACUCAAAUCUGGUCAUUUCGACUGCAUUUUCUUCUUCAAAGUGGGAAAGUUUUAUGAACUUUAUCACCACGAUGCGAUUGUUGGUGUGAAGGAACUCGGCUUCACAUUCAUGGGAAAGGAUAAUCAUGCUCACUCAGGUUUUCCUGAAUCUGCCUAUGAAAAGAUGGCAUCAAUCCUUGUCGAACGAGGCUAUAAAGUGGCAAGAGUUGAACAAACAGAGAAUCCUGCAAUGAUGGAAGAAAGGUGCAAACGUGAAGGCACUAAAGGAAAAUUUGCUCGUGUCAUGAAACGUGAAGUUUGUCAAAUCACUGAUCGAGGUACUCAAAUCUUCACAAGCGGUCAACAAAAGAUGAACAUCUCGUCAGAUCCUCAUUUCAUGCUCACAAUUGCCGAAUCAAAAGUGUCACCAACACAAAGUCGUUAUGGAAUUUGUUUCAUUGACACGACAAUCGGCGAUUUUACGAUUGGAGAAUUCGAAGAUGAUCAACAAUGUUCAAGGCUUCUCACACUUUUGUCACAUUACAUGCCGGUUUUAUUACUUCACGAUCGAAAACAAAAAGCUCAGCAUACGGAGAAAAUCAUCAAAGCUUUGAAUGUUUUAAAGGAACCACUGACAGAUGAGAAGCAAAUGUGGAAUGGACAGAAAACUCUCAAAUAUAUGUAUGAAAACAUUUACAGCAAUGACGAUAAAUGGCCUGAAUGUCUGAAGAAGAUGCAAGAGGAUCAUUUAAAGCCUUUGGAAGGUUGUGAAUUGGCAUUGAAAGCUUUGGGUGGUUGUCUGUGGUAUUUGGAAAGAAAUCUUUUGGUGAAACAAAUUUUGUCUCUUGCGACUUUCAAACGUUACUUUCCACCCGAUCAAACGAUGGAAGUGGAGUUGAAGAAUAAGAAAAAUUAUCAAAAGUCAAUGGUUCUUGAUAACAUUACGCUAAGCAACUUGAAUGUCGUCGGAAAGGAUGCUUCGUUGUUCUCUAAAAUGGAUUUUUGUUGCACACAAUUCGGUAAGCGAUUAUUGAUGGAAUAUCUCUGCACACCCACAACAGAAAUUAAGGAAAUUCGAGGACGACAAGAAGCUGUUAAGGAGCUUUAUGGAAAUGUUGAACUUCUUCAAGAUUGUCGAGGAAUUUUGAGUUGUUUGAACAUUGACUUGGAACGUUCACUUGCACAAAUUCAUCAGAUUGGUAAUCGUGAAGCGAUGAAAGAUCAUCCCGACUCACGAGCUAUUUUAUAUGAAACUCAAACUUAUGGAAAAAACAGAAUUUCUGAUUUUGCUGCUCUUCUUAAAGCUUUGGAUUUAAUUAUGGAUUUACCGAAAAUCUUUGAAAAUUGCAAUUCGAAACUUUUGAAGUUAAUCACACAAACGAAGGAAAAUGGUGGAAAUUUUGAAAAUAUGUCAAAAGAAAUCUCAAAAAUUAAAAAUGCGUUUGAUAUCGAAGCUGCUCUCAAAAGUGGCUUCGCAGUUCCUGAAAAAAACGCCGAUCCCGAAUACGAUUCAAUUCUUGACGGGAUUGAUGAACUCGAAGUUGAACUUCGCGAGUAUUUGAAAGAACAAGAAAAGAUUUUCGGUUGCAAGUUGUCGUACUUUGGAACUGAUCGUAAAAGAUAUCAAAUUGAAGUUCCAGAAUCGAAAGCAAAGAAUGCUUCGAGUUCGUAUCAACUCGAAAGUACAAAGAAAGGAAAAGAUCCACUAAAACGUUACGUCACUGAUGAAACAAAAGAUUUCUUAAAGCGAAUGCAACAAUUAGAAGAACAGAAGAAAAAUUGUUUGAAUGAUUUUGCAAGAAAAGUUUUUGGAAACUUCUCAAUAAACUUCUCAAAAUAUAAAACCAUCGCAAGUUUGGUCGCGAAACUUGACGUCUUGGCAGCAUUUGCGGAAUAUGCUCGAAAUCAAAACGUGGUUUGCGUUCCUGAAGUUCAUGAAAUGUCGGAAACAGCAGGAAAAAGUCUGUUGAAGAUUGAAAAUGGAAUUCAUCCGUUAAUGAACGCUGAUGAUUUCAUUCCGAAUGGUAUUGACAUUCCCAGCAAUGGAAAAGCAUUUUUCGAACUCAUCACUGGUCCAAAUAUGGGUGGCAAGUCAACAUUGAUGCGAGAAGUUGCUUUGCUAUGUAUUAUGGCACAAACUGGAUGCAUGGUGCCAGCUGAUUCCAUGGAAUUAUCAAUUGUUGACCGAAUCUUCACAAGACUUGGCGCUAAUGACAACAUCAUGGCAAAUCAAUCAACUUUCCUAGUGGAAUUAAACGAAACAUCGUUGAUCUUAAAGCAUUGUACACACAACAGCCUUGUUUUGUUAGAUGAACUUGGUCGUGGUACAUCAACAUACGAUGGAACUGCAAUUGCACGAUCUGUCGCUAAUUUCCUUGCCAACAUGAAAUGCCGAACUCUGUUCUCAACGCAUUACCACAAUUUAGUCGACAGUUUUUAUGGCGAUGAAAGAAUUCGUCUGGGACACAUGGCAUGUAUGGUUGAGAAUGAAAACUCUGAUGAUAUCACAAAAGAAAAUGUCACAUUUUUGUACAAAUAUACAACGGGAAGUUGCCCGAAGUCGUUUGGAUUCAAUGCUGCGAAAUUGGCUGGAAUUCAAUUGGAGAUUAUUCGUCGUGCACAUGAGAUUUCUAAGCAAAUGGAAGCUGAAACAUUGAAACGUAAGAUAACAUCGAAAAUACUACAAAAUGGAAAUACAGAAGAAGUUAAGAAUCUCGUUGCCAAGUUUAAAAGCUGUUAUGUUUAAUUCCAUAUUUCCAUUCUAAUUAGCUAUUAUUGAUAAUUAGUUCUAUAAGCACAAUAAAUUCCAUGAGAUUCCAUGAAUGUGGUGCGGGGCUCUUCAUUUGAGGAAUUUUAUGCCAGGAAUACCUUAAGGUCGGAUUGACAUUUGAAGAUUAAUUGUUAAUUAAAGCACAAUAAAUCUGCGUUUUGAAAUUUGUGUUUUGAAUUUUUACUUCAUUUUGAAUCUCAUUUGAAGCUUUUGCAGUCUCUUUUUCAUCUUGAUCUU